AUGGACGAUUCCGAUGACGAAUAUACUGAAGGUUCCGAGCUGAAGAAGAGCUCAAACGCCUCGCGCAGGUCUAAGUCAUCAAAGUCAGCGUCCAAGGCAUCUUCUGGUGGUCGUGUAAAUGCCGAAGGCUCCGCCAGUAUCAAGUCGCUGAAGAGCGCCAACGGCAGUUAUGCCUGGGAAGACAAAUACCAACGCAGUUGGGAUAUUGUCAUGGAGGAUGACGAAGGAAGCUUAGAAGGUGCUGUUGCCGGGAUGGUUGAAGCUUCUAAGAAACGGAGAAUUACCAAAACUUCUAUCCCUUUUCAGCGCGGUAUCAUCCGCAACUUUGUUUUGAUUCUCGAUCUCAGCUUUGCCAUGCUUGAAAAGGACUUGCUCCCUAAUAGAUACCAACUAAUGCUCACCUAUGCAAUUGAUUUUGUCAAGGAAUUUUACAAUCAAAACCCGAUUUCACAAAUGGCAGUUGUUGGCAUGAGCGAAGGUCUUGCAGUUUUGAUUUCUGAUUUAAGUGGGUCUCUUCACAACCAUAUCUCGGCACUGCAAAAACUUAGAAAACAAGAACCUAAAGGCGAUCCAUCGCUGCAGAAUGCCUUGGAAAUGGCCCGUGGAUUACUAUAUCAUGCUCCACGUCACUCAACUCGUGAGGUUCUUAUUAUCUUUGGUGCACUUUUUUCCUCAGAUCCAGGCGACAUUCAUCAAACUAUUGACGCACUUGUUAAGGCUCAAAUUCGAGUUCGGGUCAUAGGUCUCGCAGCACAAGUUGCCGUUUGCAAAGAACUCAGUAUGAAGACAAACUUUGGUGACGAAAAAGCUUACGGAAUUAUUCUUAACGAUGCUCAUUUCAAAGAACUGCUGCAUGAAACCACAACACCUCUUGCUGUCAACAAGCUCUCAACUCAAGGUGCCUCUACCCUUGUCAAAAUGGGGUUCCCGUCACGUAUCUCAGAAGUCACUUCCACACUGUGCUCCUGCCACUCAAAAAUCACACGAGGAGGCUACAUCUGCCCUCGCUGCCGCUCCAAAGUUUGCAACCUACCCUCCCAAUGUCCUUGCUGUGACCUAACAUUAGUCUUUUCGACUCAUCUGGCCCGAUCUUAUCACCAUCUUUUCCCACUGAAACCUUAUCUGGAAGUUGAAAAGCAAUACGCUUAUCUUCAUGACCAAUGCUUUUCUUGCCAGUUUGCUUUCCCAUUAUACGACUCCUUGUCAGAAGAUGGAAGCACUUCUCGGUACUCAUGCCCUGAUUGCAACAACUUUUUUUGCAUAGACUGCGAUCUCUACGUCCAUGAAACCCUACACAACUGCCCAGGCUGUGAAACCAAGGCAAUUAAGCCUGCUUUAAUACCACAACCUACACUGAAACUUAAAAUCAGUAAAAAAUAA
Magnusiomyces paraingens is the source of this 1380-nucleotide messenger RNA. RefSeq lists its product as uncharacterized. Bases 1 to 1380 code for a protein of 459 amino acids. Lineage: Eukaryota; Fungi; Ascomycota; Dipodascomycetes; Dipodascales; Dipodascaceae. Gene Ontology annotation, molecular function: zinc ion binding. Gene Ontology annotation, biological process: DNA-templated transcription; regulation of transcription by RNA polymerase II; nucleotide-excision repair. The record is from RefSeq and is a predicted model, not a curated record. Gene Ontology annotation, cellular component: transcription factor TFIIH holo complex; transcription factor TFIIH core complex. The transcript has a single exon.